This is a messenger RNA of Pristis pectinata (smalltooth sawfish), 2621 nucleotides long. It is a transcript of the gene vps45, whose product is annotated as vacuolar protein sorting 45 homolog. Gene Ontology annotation, cellular component: Golgi membrane. The record is from RefSeq and is a predicted model, not a curated record. The transcript is spliced from 15 exons. NCBI's taxonomy places the organism in Eukaryota, Metazoa, Chordata, Chondrichthyes, Rhinopristiformes, Pristidae. Gene Ontology annotation, biological process: intracellular protein transport; vesicle-mediated transport. Bases 70 to 1779 code for a protein of 569 amino acids.
GGCGGGAGGAACUACAAGCCGGACGGAGGCUGCGGGCGGGCGCCUGGAGCCGGAGCCGGAGCCGCCGCCAUGAACGUGGUGCUCGCCGUCAAGCAGUAUGUGUCCAGGAUGAUUGAGGAGAGCGGGCCCGGCAUGAAGGUGCUGCUGAUGGACAAGGAGACGACCAGCAUCAUCAGCAUGGUGUACACCCAGUCGGAGAUCCUUCAGAAGGAGGUCUAUCUCUUCGAGCGCAUUGACUCCGCCAACAGAGAGACCAUGAAACACCUGAAGGCCAUCUGCUUCCUACGGCCCACCAGGGUGAACGUGGAGCUACUGAUGAAGGAACUACGCAGACCCAAAUACGGCCAGUUCUUCAUCUACUUCAGUAACGUCAUCAGCAAGGCUGACAUCAAGGACCUGGCGGAAGCAGAUGAAAACGAGGUGGUGUCCGAAGUCCAGGAGUUUUACGGAGAUUUUAUUGCCGUCAGCCCUCACGUGUUUUCGUUCAACCUCACCGGCUGCUCUGAGGGGUGGAACUGGAACUUCCCCGCCUUGGUCAGGAGCACAGAGGGGCUGACGGCCGUUCUCCUGUCCCUGAAGAAGUGUCCCAUGAUCCGUUACCAGGUCUCCUCGGACAUGGCCAAGCGGCUGGCCGUCUCUGUCAAGCAAGUCAUCACCAGAGAGUACGAGCUCUUCGACUUCCGCAGGACGGAGGUGGCUCCCCUUCUCCUCAUCCUGGAUCGUAGCAGCGACCCCAUCACCCCACUGCUCAACCAGUGGACAUACCAGGCGAUGGUUCACGAGCUGCUGGGCAUCAGCAACAACCGCAUCGACCUGUCCCGUGUGCCCGGGAUCAGCAGGGACCUGAGGGAGGUGGUGCUGUCCGCAGAGAGCGAUGAGUUCUACGCCAACAACAUGUACCUGAACUUCGGUGAGAUCGGCUGUAACAUCAAGAACUUGAUGGAGGAUUUUCAGAGGAAGAAACCCAAACGGCAGCAGAAGUUGGAGUCCAUCUCCGACAUGAAGGCUUUCGUUGAGAACUACCCCCAGUUCAAGAAGAUGUCGGGCACGGUGUCCAAGCACGUGACGGUGGUGGGUGAGCUCUCGCGGCUGGUGGGGGAGCGCAACCUGAUGGCUGUGUCGGAGGUGGAGCAGGAGCUGGCCUGCCAGAACUACCACUCCAAGGCCCUGCAGAACGUGAAGAGGUUGCUCGAGGAUCCCAAGGUGACGGAGCUGGAUGUCACGCGGCUGGUGAUGCUCUACGCACUGCGCUACGAGAAGCACCAAGACAAGAGUCUGAUCUCGCUCCUGGACCUCAUGAGCCACAAGCACAUCUCGGAGACUUAUCGGCAGUUGGUGUUGGGAAUUGUGGAAUACGGCGGGAUAAAGAUCCAUGGGGACGAUCUCGUGACACCCAAGGAUGCCGUCGCUUUCACUAAACAACUCUUCAAAGGAUUUAAGGGCAUCGAGAACGUGUACACACAGCACCAGCCCCGACUCCACGACACCCUGGACCAACUCCUGAAGGGGAAACUGAAGAGCAGCGACUACCCCUUCCUCGGCAAAACCGUCCUGCGCGACCGGCCCCAGGACGUCGUGGUGUUCAUGAUCGGAGGCACGACAUACGAGGAGGCGCAGACCGUCUACAAUCUGAACCGCACCAACCCAGGAGUCAGGAUCGUGCUGGGAGGGACCACCAUACACAACACCAAGAGUUUCCUGGAGGAGCUGGCUGCUGCCGGAUUCCACAGCCGCAGGACAGGAAAGCUGGAUGAUUUAAGCCGUACAGGUCGCUGGUGAAGCCCUGCGACGUUCCCCCCCGCCGUACCUCCACGGCGCCCAGCGCUGACUCCUGCUCCAUGUGUCCGUGACCGUGAACCACUCUGCACAUUCAAUACACACGCCAACUCUCCACUAGUGUUCUUGUCCGCGUGUUGACCGCAUGGAGCAAUCCCUGUGCUUCUAUUGUGUGUGCAGCUGGGAGCGCUUCCCCAGAGCAAAUAGGCCAUCGCAUUCCCCAAAAACACAUUCCGAACUUCCGGAUCUGAUUCCUUCCGAAAAACAUUUCUCGCACCCCCCCCCCCCACCUAACCCCAGGGUCACUGGGCAGUGAUGGGGAGCAGGAACCCCGGCUGAUCUCUGCAUUGCCAGUUGGUUAUCCCUCCCCCCCCCAAUCCUGAACCCUCCGUUUUGCCCGGAUCAGCCCACAGAAGAAAUAACAGUGCGUUUAUUUCCCCAGUUGGACAAGAGCUAAUUAUUGUCCAUUACUGACACACCUUGUCCCCUUGUGGGUCUGUUUUUUUCUCUGCACCAUCUCGGUGCCUCGACUGCGGGAACUGAGAGGAUUAAUGAACACUCACCGCAGCAGAACCCUUCCUCAGCAAGCCUCCAGAUGCUCAGUAAUAGUUCUGAUGUGAAUGGAUCAAUAAAUGUCUUGAAAUCAAAUCAUAAAAUGUUUCCAGAGCACUAAACCAUCACCACAUUCCUUCAGCUGCAGACUGAGAGCUUUACAUCAGUGUUACAAGGUCCAACCUCUUCAUUCUGGGGCCACAUGUAUUACAGUCCUAGCCCAUUACAGUAGUGCUACAUUACAGGCCGGUGUGUUGUAGGGAUUCAUGCCUUGAAGAGAAUGCAUUACAAUC